AUGUCGAAAUGGGAGAAGAGAGCAUUGCAAAUGGCUGCUAUUAUUGGUAUGGGCACAUAUCCUACUGCUUUGCUUGCAUUUCAUAAUGGCUUGAUUGACUUUGGAAAAAGAACUAUCGUUUACAAUGUCUCUGACGAGAUUGUGGAUAUGGUAGAAAGUGAAUUGGAUAAAUUGAAAAAUUUGUUAAUGAAAGUUAAUACCAAUAUUGCCGUGACCGAUUCAUUGGAUCCAGAAUGGCGUGGAGGUUUUUAUUUUAGAAAUGGUUUCGAACUAUUAUUGCCUUUGCGUGCUGUAGCAAAAAAUUUGUCCGAAUUACCCAAAAUGAAACAGAUAGUUAAUGUCAAAACGAACGGUUUCCUUUUAGGCAAAAGGAAAUUUUUGGAUACUACAACGGACAUUGGAAAGCAUAUAUUUGAUGAUUAUUUUCUAUCAGAAGCAGCUCGUCGCUUUCUUAUCCGACGUGAAUUACUCAGGGCUAAUAGUCGCCAAUUUAUUUUGGUACCCGUUUCCAUGUGGAUUUUAUUGUCAAGUGUUGUGUGUUUAUCUUUCAUGUGUUUAAUGCGUUAUGGUCGCAUCGUUUCUUAUGGUUCUUUGGCUGUAUUGAUGCCGUUGGCAGCCGUUAUUUUCCAGAAUGCCAUGAGAAACUUCUUUUCACAGAGUGAAAUGAUGCUAGACUAUAAUGCUUGUGCUGAUUCUCCGGAAUAUGUGGAGGGUGCGCGUCAGUACCUGAAUUCAUCAGCUGCAACAAAUUUAAGGAUACGUAAUGCUCUAGGUGAUUUGGAAUCGGAAUUUAUUGCAGCAAAUGGUGACAGUGUUGGUGAUUCAUGGCCCUAUUCGAAACGAUUGAAAGCUAUUCAAAAAUUAGCUGCAGAACAGUCUCAGAAAAAUAAUUCUACUACCAAUAAUUCGCAUAAGUAG
Molecule: messenger RNA, 918 nt
Organism: Brugia malayi
Lineage: Eukaryota; Metazoa; Nematoda; Chromadorea; Rhabditida; Onchocercidae
Exons: 6
Coding region: 1-918 (305 amino acids)
Source: RefSeq, a predicted model, not a curated record